Oryza sativa Japonica Group (Japanese rice) is the source of this 570-nucleotide messenger RNA. Its product is annotated as E3 ubiquitin-protein ligase AIP2. Gene Ontology annotation, cellular component: cytoplasm. Gene Ontology annotation, biological process: protein ubiquitination. The record is from RefSeq and is a predicted model, not a curated record. NCBI's taxonomy places the organism in Eukaryota, Viridiplantae, Streptophyta, Magnoliopsida, Poales, Poaceae. Gene Ontology annotation, molecular function: ubiquitin protein ligase activity.
AUGACGACGACCACGGGCGCAGCUGCUGCCAUGGCGGAGGUCGGCGGUGGCGGCCUCCCGCCGUCGCGCGCCGUGCUCGCCUCGCGGUUCCGUUCCAACUCCGACCACCUCAUGCGGCUCCACUCCACCUGGAUCAACAGCGCCGCCACGCCCGCCGCUGCGCCGUAUAGCCGCGAGUCGCUCGCGAUGCUCGCCGCGCGGCUGCUCUCCGUCUCCGACGACCAUCUCCAGCGCCAGCAGCAGCAACAUGUCUCCAUGAUUAUCUCCACCUCCCUGCCCGGCUGCACCACCGGCGGCGUGGCGCCCGCAUUCAAGGAGGCGAUCGAGGCGCUCAGGGACGUCGUCGUCGACCAGCUGGCGCCGGCCGCGGAGUGCGCGAUCUGCCUCCACGGCCAGGACGCGGCGACGGCGGCGGCGGGACGGUGGAAGGAGAUGCCGUGCGGGCACCGGUUCCACGGCGUGUGCCUGGUGAAGUGGCUGCGCGUGCACGGCACGUGCCCCAUGUGCCGCCACCAGAUGCCUGCAGAGGAGGCGGCGGCGGCUGCUGCUGCUGAGGGACGCCGGAGCUGA